Molecule: messenger RNA, 984 nt
Organism: Dacryopinax primogenitus
Lineage: Eukaryota; Fungi; Basidiomycota; Dacrymycetes; Dacrymycetales; Dacrymycetaceae
Exons: 2
Coding region: 29-859 (276 amino acids)
Source: RefSeq, a predicted model, not a curated record
AAACCCCAAGCUCUUGGCACACGACAACAUGCCUACACUGGACCACAUCAUCCUCCUCGUCCCCUCGCUCUCGGAGGCCAUCGCAGAGUUCUUCUCCUACGGGUUCAACCUCGUCAGAGGGGGCACGCACUCAGACGGCCUGACAGAGAACGCACUCUUCAUCCUCUCAGACGGGACGUACAUCGAGUGCAUCGCCUUCGUCCCCCCAGCAGAAGACGAGUCGUCGGACAGGACAGCGCAGCGGGAGGCGCACUGGUGGUGGAGGAAAGAACCGGGGUUUAUCGACUGGUGCCUCGGUCCGGGUGUGAUGGAGAGCGGCGUGAUCGUCAAGACGAUCAACAAUGCUAGCGUUGGGUUGCAGUAUGAUGAGCCUGUACAGGGGGGAAGAAGGACAGCCCAAGGGCAGCAGAUCAACUGGCUCGUCUCUUCCCCUAACGUGGCUAUCUGUGGGCCAAGAGGGAGGCUCCCGUUCUUCUGCCAAGACGUGCCCAAAGACAGUCGGUAUCUACGCGUACCACACCGGUCCGCGAACACAAACACCACCCUGGAGCGGAUAACGAUCCUCGUCCGGCCCUCCCGGCUCGCCGUCUACCUAUCGCACAUCACCGCCGUCUUCCAGGCAUGCAACGCCGAGUCCCUUCCAUCUGAAGAUCCGCUCUUGUACGAGUACAGAGUUUAUACGCCAGGCGCACAGGGGACAGUGCAGAUCACGAUCCGCUCGCCGAUGACGUUGAGUGAGCAGGAAUGGGCGAGUGUGCAUGGGGAUGGGAUGUAUGAAUGUGUGUUGAAGGUGAAUCGGAGGUUGGGCGAGGCGUGUGAGAUCCAGCAAGCGAGGUUCGCCUUUGAGUAUGAUGAUUAGGGGUCGGGUGUACGGGGGUCGAGCGGGAAGGGAGGGGCGAGUGGGCGAACGGACAUGCGAGUGAGCAGGGGAGAGAUACCAGGCGGACUCCCGGCAGGUAAUACAAAGGAGCACAAGACAGCGAA